Eremothecium cymbalariae DBVPG#7215 is the source of this 3201-nucleotide messenger RNA. It is a transcript of the gene BRE4, whose product is annotated as Bre4p. The transcript has a single exon. NCBI's taxonomy places the organism in Eukaryota, Fungi, Ascomycota, Saccharomycetes, Saccharomycetales, Saccharomycetaceae. The record is from RefSeq and is a predicted model, not a curated record. Bases 1 to 3201 code for a protein of 1066 amino acids.
AUGAAGGUAUCCAAGGGCUCAUACACACAGAAAUCGUUCUUAUCUUUAAAGGAAUUAGGUGGGUCAGUCUCAUCAACCUUAGCUGGUUCUGCGGCCAAUGAAACUACUGGUUUGGCACAACAACAGCUGUCUAAGACAUCCUUGUCACAGAUGAAGCUUGAAAGUUUGGCUAAAGGAAAGGGAUGGGAACCUUUAGAGACCUACGAUUUAGAAGAGCUGAGAGAUGGCUUCUUUGAUGCUACAUAUACUGCAAGUGAGAGGGUCAUUGAUUCGGAGGCUGAUAGUGUUAUAAAUGCGAAAUCUUCUCAUAGUUCUUCGUGGACAGGUGCUUUUUUCACGGAAUGGAGUGAUGUUCGACAACACUAUCGUUCUAUUUUCAAGUUUAUUGUUGCAUAUUUUCUAGCAGUUUGUGUUUGUGUUAUUAGUCCAACAAGGGUUUGGCUUGGUGCACAGUACUGCUACUUUAUGCCUAUUGCAGUUUUAAUUCAUCAUCCUGUUAGAAACUUGGGUGUUCAGCUAGAAAUAACAUUACAGUCCGUUCUAGGUGGUGCUUUAGGUCUUGGUGUCGCCGCUUUUUGGUGGUAUUUGUUUAGAGCCAGUGAUAUUGCAGCUCAUCACCAGGGAGGUCUUUCGUUUUUUAGCUUGGCUGUGGCGGUUUAUUUCAGUUCCUGGCUUGGGGCUCUUUUUAUUAGACUGAGUUAUCUGACACUUUCUUUUAGUAUUGCGGUGACAUUCAUAUCAACGUCUAGAAUUGUGGUCUCAAAGGAUAAUUUGCAGUGGAAAGAAUAUUGGAAUUUUGGUAUACCCUAUCUGUGCGGUAUCUUGCUAUCUCUAGUUGUCUGUUUCAUAAUUGACCCGCAUGGCGGGCACUCAGAGAUUAUGCAGAACUUUUCGUCUACGCUCGAUGAUGUUAAGCAACUGCUAAUAGCAUUUGUUGAUAAACAGCACUGCAAUGACCUUGCAACUCUACAAAAAGCCCAACAAGAUGUUAUAAAGUCAAUAGAUAUGAAGUUAUCCGAAGGUUACAGGGAGUUCGCUAAUCAAAUAAAGUUCACAAGAUUUAGUGAUAAGUCAGUAAAACAUUUACGUAACCGAUUGACUUUGGCUAUUUCUCCAUUACGUGCUAUUCCAUUGGACCAUCGCCUGUUCACCACUGUGCAGUUGCAGAAUUUCUACAAGAAAGUUGGUGAUAACGUUGGCUCAGAUGUUACCGGAGGUAAUCGGACUUCUAUGGCUAAUUCGUCGGCAAUAACACCUUGCCUAAGAACUUCUCAACGGGGUAACGUCCAAUUUAGCACCACAGAUUUGUGCAUUGGCAUCUUGACCUCUACCUUCUCUAAGAGUAUCUUUAACUUAAUACUUGAGCUAAUUAUCAAUUUAGAUGCUCUACAAGAAGCGUUCAAAGUUUUUUCAAAAUAUAGGAUUCAGGUAGAAGAGGUGCAAAAGAUCCAACAACAUUUAGAAAAGGUAAUGCUCAAGUUGAAACACAAGAUUUACAAAUUGGAUAUUAAAUAUAAAGAUUUUACUAAAACUAACAUUUUUUCCAAAGAUUUUAUGAAUGACACUCACACAGUUGACAUUUUCAUAUUUAUGCGAUACCUUAGACAAUGUGCUAAACAAAUCCUAUCUGUCACACAGAUAGUUGUGGGAUUGGGAGACGAUCUCCAUUGGAGGUUAUUGUUGCCAACCUAUCCACUACAUAGGGGUUUGAUUAGAUUGCCCAGAGAAUGUGCAUUAGAUCAGGGUGCAGCUUCAGUUUUGACAUAUUUUGAGACAAAAAGAGAUGUUGACGAUGCACUUGAAAUGAUUUAUAAUACUUAUACCUCCAAACAUAAACAAAUCAAUGAUCAAACACAGUCUCCUAACGUAAAAAGAAUUACGAGAGCAAUUGAUCAUACAGACUUUAGUUUCCACACGACUCGAAAUUUGUUUAGAUAUCGUUUGUGGUUAUUCACAACGGUUCUUUUUGGUUCUGAGAGUAAAUGGGCAAUUAAGGUUUCUUUUAUUAUGGUUUUGCUAUGUUUACCUGCAUGGUUGCCAAAAUCUCAUUCUUGGUAUGGAGACUAUGAGUGCUGGUGGGCUCCAUUAAUUUUUUACAUAUUAAGCAAUAGGAGGAACUUUGGCACACUAACCGCUUUGCGUAGAAGAUUAUGGUUUGGAAUUGUCGGUAUCUUCUUUUCUUGGUGUGCCAACCAAGCAAAACAUUUUGGUAACCCUUAUGCUAUAGUCGCAAUCUCGGUAUUGUUCAGCAUGCCAUUUUCUGUCAACUAUUUUGCCCAUCAAGGGAGAAAAUCUAGUUUGCUAGCUUUAGUGUGCUUUACUGCCCUAACUUUGCAAUCAUACGGCAAGGUGGAGAAUCUUUCUUCUUCGCAAAUUUGGAACGAUACAUGGAUUACAGGCUUAUCGUUUUUGAUUGGUACCUUCUGUUCUAUUCCAGUUAAUUGGGUUGUUUGGUCUUUCAUGGCACGUUCUGAAUUACGGUUAUCAAUUUCAUCAUUGUUGGCUCAUUUGAGUCAAUCAUAUCAAAUCAUUGCCGAUAGAUAUUUAUACCGUGAUAAUAACGAUGAUCCAACUGAAACUACAAUUGCUUUAGCGCAUAUCAGGGAAAUUAGACUGUCUCAGAGUAUACUUGCAAUUAAGGAUUUAUUAAAGCGAGCUAGAAUGGAACCCAUUUACAUCGCUAACUUCAAACCUCAUAUAUAUGAAGAGUUAAUUGACCACUGCCAGGUCGUAUUAGAAAAAGUUAUUGAAGCAAGACGGGCAGGGCAGCAUUUUCAGAUCUGGGACCAGGAUUCUGAUACUCAAACUUCAAGAGCCCUGUUGUCUCUACGUAGAGACAGUGUGGCUUCUGUCAUAUUCAUUUUUUAUAUCUUAUCGAAUUGUUUCCGGUCUAAAAACAAAGUUCCUAGGUAUCUUCCAAACCCCAUCUACACAAGAAAGAAAUUGUUUGAUAUCCUAUCAAAGUUGGAGGACAUGUCACCUUCUGCAGAUAGAGAACAGUUUAAAUUUAGUUCUUUCACAAAUGAAAAGAUGUCAGACUCUUCCAAGAACAUAAACACCGAUUUGGACUCUGAGAAAACAGAUUGGACUGAUAUAUAUAAUAUCUCUUUUACAAGAACAUUUACUGAUAUAAGUGUCGAGCUAGAAAGAAUCGUCUUGCUGGCUAAAGAGAUUCUUGGUGAAGAACCAUAUUACGGCUAA